Messenger RNA from Protomyces lactucae-debilis, 954 nucleotides. RefSeq names its product solute carrier family 25 member 38. Gene Ontology annotation, cellular component: mitochondrial inner membrane; mitochondrion. The transcript has a single exon. Lineage: Eukaryota; Fungi; Ascomycota; Taphrinomycetes; Taphrinales; Protomycetaceae. Gene Ontology annotation, biological process: glycine import into mitochondrion. Bases 1 to 954 code for a protein of 317 amino acids. The record is from RefSeq and is a predicted model, not a curated record. Gene Ontology annotation, molecular function: glycine transmembrane transporter activity.
AUGCAUGAUGCAGCCCAUUCGCACAACAACGGCCUCGACUCAACACUGCCGCUCCCACUGCCCCUCGCAUCGGAGACCCCUAUCGCCCCGAAAAAACGGGGUGGACCCGUCCAUUUACUGGCAGGGUCAGCGGGCGGCUUGAUUAGUGCUGCACUGCUCCAACCGUUUGAUGUCUUGAAAACGCGCGUUCAGCAGGGAAGUCACGGAUCACUACUCAGUGUCCUGCGCGGCACCCUUGCCGGCUCUCAUACUCCGCUACAAAGAACCCCGCUGCAUGGCUUGCAAAAUCUUUGGCGCGGGACGUUACCCAGUGUCUUGCGAUCGAGCGUUGGCUCGGGCUUAUAUUUCUUCACGCUGAAUGAGAUGCGUAGUCGCCUACCACGCUCUUCGCAAGGCCAUCUCUCCUCACAGGCAAACUUGCUCACGGGAGCAUUUGCCCGUGCAUCCGUGGGUAUCAUCAUGAUGCCAGUGACUGUGAUCAAGGUACGGUUUGAGAGUAGUCUGUAUCGCUAUCACUCCAUUCGACAGGCUGCAGGUGCCAUUGCAAAAGAGAAUGGCUUUCGUGGCUUCUUUUAUGGUUCAGCAGCGACGGCGUUGCGUGAUGCACCGCAUGCAGGAUUAUAUGUAUCGAUCUAUGAAUGGAGCAAGAAGCGACUCACCGCCCUCGCUGGCAAACCAAACAGCCAGGUAGAGGGCGCAUGGAUGGUUAAUUUUGCGAGUGGUUUGGUAGCAGGCUUUGCAGCGACCCUCCUCACCAACCCCUUCGAUGUGGUUCGAACACGCGCACAGCUCGAGCCAGCCAAGUAUCCCUCAUUUUGGAAAGCAGCCAGGCGGCUUGCUCGUGAAGAUGGGGUGCGUUGCUUCUUGGAUGGUGUGGGACUUCGUAUUGCACGGAAGAGUGUGAGUAGUGCCUUUACCUGGACAUUGUACGAGUUGAUUUUAGCAAAAGCAUAA